Messenger RNA from Lycium ferocissimum, 836 nucleotides. RefSeq names its product dirigent protein 1-like. The record is from RefSeq and is a predicted model, not a curated record. Lineage: Eukaryota; Viridiplantae; Streptophyta; Magnoliopsida; Solanales; Solanaceae. The transcript has a single exon. Bases 156 to 674 code for a protein of 172 amino acids.
GAAUCUCAAACAAUAUUUACUAAUAUGGUACCAAAGAUACCCACUAAUGACUUUGUCAUUUUCCUAAGCUAAUAAUCCUUUUCACAAGAUAGGCAUCUUUCACAUCAUUAUAUUGUGCGUCUCAAAAUUAAAGUUUUUCCCACAAGGAAAAGUAAAUGGCUAUUCCUAAUUUUUCUUUCUUGCCACUUCUUGCACUGCCACUUCUCUACUGGGCUUUCAACUUGCCAAAGAACACAAAGCUUGUGUUUUAUGUCCAUGAUUAUUUAAGUGGACAUGACACAUCUGCAAUCACUGUGGCAGGUAAAGAUGGUCCACAAACAAGUGUUCUUCAUUUUGGGACUGUGGUUGCAGUGGAUGAUCCAGUAACUGAAGGUCCAGAUCCAAAGUCCAAAUUAAUUGGUAGAGCCCAAGGCAUGUACAUAAAUUCACAAUUAGAUGGCAAAGGACUACACUUAAUGUUCUCUGUUAUUUUUACUGGUGGGGAAUUUAAAGGGAGUACUUUGGAGAUUCAAGGUGCUGAUCUUUUUGCAAUGAAAGAAAGGGAAUUCUCAAUUGUUUCAGGGACUGGCUAUUUUAGAUUUGUGAGGGGUUAUGGUAUAAUGACAACUGAGUUUAUUGAUAUUCCUAAUUUGAAAGCCAUUCUUAAGCUUGAUGUUACUGUCAAGCACUACUGAUUUUUGGCUUUUUCUUCUUUAUAUUGAAGUCUUGGAUGUAUUAUACCACUCUAAUUCCUAGAAUUAAAUUUAAUGGUAGUACUUUUCUACUUAUCGAAGGACUAGCUAGUUGUUGCAAACUGUGACAUGAUUAAUUCUAUUUAAUUGGAUAAAGUGAGUUCA